AUAAAUCUAUUCAGCUGUCGUUCUUGGAACACACUUAACACUAGCAGUUAAUUCCGGUAGGUACUAUUGUCCAACAAAAACACCUUCUUUAGAGAGAGAGAGAGAGAGAGAGAGAGAGAGAGGCAGAGUGAUGGAAGUGGAGGAAGUAGCGGUCGCCGACGUUGGAAAAAUGGAAGCUUCUGAAGCCAUAGAGGGCUGCGGAGACGCCGGGAGCGGCGACGAGGAGGUGGUUGUGGCCGUUGACGGGGGCGGGAGCCGCGGCCGAGGGGGCAGAGAUAGGGUUAAGGGACCUUGGUCCCCCGAGGAGGACGCGAUUCUGAGUCGGUUGGUGAGCAAGUUCGGGGCAAGGAAUUGGAGCCUUAUCGCCCGCGGAAUCUCCGGGAGAUCCGGUAAGUCUUGCCGGCUUCGGUGGUGUAAUCAGCUAGACCCGGCCGUAAAGCGCAAGCCCUUUACUGAUGAGGAGGAUCGGAUUAUAGUUGCAGCACAUGCAAUUCAUGGAAACAAAUGGGCAGCAAUUGCAAGGCUUUUACCAGGAAGAACUGAUAAUGCUAUUAAGAAUCACUGGAAUUCUACACUAAGGCGGCGGUGCACGGAGUUUGAAAAGAUCAAAUUAGAAUCUGGGAGUAUGGCUGAAGAUGUUAGCAUAGACAAAACCAAGGCAUCGUCUGAAGAAACCCUGUCAUGUGGGGAUGUCAAUUCAUUCAAAUCUUUUGAAGGAAGGGAUACCAGCUCUCUGGAGAAUAUGGAUGAUCGGAAUGAAGACAAGUUACCAAUAGAGGGUCAUUUUAGUCAUGAAGCCAAAGACCAUCCCACUCUUUUCCGGCCUGUGGCGCGCCUUAGUGCCUUUAGUGUAUAUAACCCUUCAGAUGGCCUAGAUCUUGCAUCAUCUUUCUCAAGGCCAGUUCCAGUGCAAGGACCUCUGAUUCAAGCAUUAAAACCAGAUGUUGACAUUUGCAAAUUGUUUGGAGAAGUUUAUGGUGAGCGGUCGGUGCCUCAUAAUUGUGGCCAUGGUUGCUGUGGGACUCAAAGUGAAAGAAUUACUCCUAAUUCUUUGCUGGGACCAGAAUUUGUUGAAUUCUCGGAGCCUCCAUCCUUUCCCAGUUUUGAAUUGGCUGCAAUAGCCACGGAUAUAAGUAACCUUGCUUGGCUUAAGAGUGGCUUAGAGAAUAGUAGUGUCAGAGCAAUGGGUGAUGCAGCUGGCAGAAUAACAUCUCAUGAGAUUAGUAGAGCAAGUGGACAUUUUUGUCUUGACGAGCGAAAAAACAGGUUAAUGGGCAUGAAGACCAAUGUGCUAUCAAAAUAGUAAUAGUCUGGUAAUAAACAAUUUUCUUUUUAUGAUUUAAAGUUGAGGGGAUAGGAUUGAAUUCGAUAUUGUUCUCCAUGUUAAAAUGUGAAUCUGCAAGGUAACAGAAGAAAAAUUGUCUACUCUAUAAACACUCCUGCUUUGCGAUUGGUUGUGUAUGUGAUGAUCGAUUUAAAUAGUCCCCUCAGAAGAUGAACUAAGGCAACAUUGCAAUUCAUGGAUAUAGGAAAGAGAAAUCAAUUACAGAUCAAACAAGGACCCUUCAACUGGCUUGGGCACCCGAAUCAUUCUUCUAAUCUGAUGCUGGGAUGGUGAUUAGUUACCUGAUGUGUUACAGAAGGAAACUUUAUCUUGUACAAAGUAUGAAGCAUUUAUUUCUGGUUAGAUUAGUUGAUGCUGCAAAUGAACGUUUCAUAAGUUCUGGUUUAUAAAUGAGACGUGGUAUUUCGAUUGCU
Molecule: messenger RNA, 1758 nt
Organism: Juglans regia (Persian walnut)
Lineage: Eukaryota; Viridiplantae; Streptophyta; Magnoliopsida; Fagales; Juglandaceae
Product: transcription factor MYB1-like
Biological process (GO): regulation of DNA-templated transcription
Cellular component (GO): nucleus
Molecular function (GO): DNA-binding transcription factor activity, RNA polymerase II-specific; RNA polymerase II cis-regulatory region sequence-specific DNA binding
Source: RefSeq, a predicted model, not a curated record